UUCAUGUUUAUUUACAAAUUACGUACGUAUGCAACUGAAACUUCGUACGGGCAUUUUGGCUUACUCUUUGUUACAAGCCUCUUACCAUAACGAUGAAAUUGUAACCGUUAAUAUGAUGAACCCAACCUUCACCGUCGCUAAUAUAACACACAAACCAAGCGAAGAGAGAGAGAGAGAGGAUUAUGGCUAUGGCGCCGAUGGAGGUGGAUGGGAGAAGUAGAAGGAGAGAGCGCGAUGCGGUGGAGGAAGAUGAAACGACGACGGCGGCCGUGAAGCGGAGGAAGCUCGAGGAGGAGGAGGCAGAAGGAGAAUCGAGGAAUAUGCUUUCUUCACCGGUAAAGCUUGAGAACGGUGGUGGAAUUGUGCCGAGAGAUUCGGAGGAACUGCCGGGAAGAGAACAGUGCCAUAGCCCUAAGUCGGAGGAUAACUUACGACGCUCCUCGACUUCUUGCUGCUCCAGUCAUGGAUUCAGCGAGAAACACAACGGCGGUCUCGACUUCCUAGAUCUGGAGCAAUAUAACGUAGCGGGAAAGGGAACGUCGUGGAAUUGUAGCAGCAGCGCUAGUGAGGAGAACGAGGAAUCGGAAAGCGUGGAGGUCAAAGCAUCGGAGGCGGCCGAGUCGUGUGGGAGGUCAACUGUGACGGAAGCUGAGCUUGAAGCUUUUUUCAUGGCUGAAAAGGAUCUACGUUAUAAGAUACUCGAAUAUUCUUCGAAGUAUAACUUCGAUUUUGUGAAAGAGGAGGCUUUGGAUGGACGGUACGAGUGGGUUAAAUUGAAGCCCUGAAUAAUGAAGCAUCUCAUCUCUUCAACAUGUUUCCACACUAUUACAGAAUAUAUCCUAAUAAUCACUUUGUAAUUAGCUUCUUAUACAACUUAUAACCUAUGGUUUGGUGUCAAAACUCGACAGGCCAUAAUAUUAUAUGGGUUGGUUCAAGAAUUACAUAAUAUAUUUAAAAACUGGAAUUUUGUUAUUUCCAAGUGAAACUAAAAUCUGGGUAGCGAUGCAUGAGAGAGCAGGAGAAUUUAGGGGGAAGAAGCUUCUCCUUAUCGGGGCAAAGAGCAGAGAGAUGCGUAGCAGAAGACAGAAACAAAAUUGUUGAGAAACCAAAGCAUUGCCAUUAUUGUCGUUUGCGUUUACAUAUUCCCUCUCUUCAGUUCCUUUCUGGUACUUUUGCCU
Molecule: messenger RNA, 1178 nt
Organism: Tarenaya hassleriana
Lineage: Eukaryota; Viridiplantae; Streptophyta; Magnoliopsida; Brassicales; Cleomaceae
Product: cyclin-dependent kinase inhibitor 2
Exons: 4
Coding region: 183-785 (200 amino acids)
Biological process (GO): negative regulation of cyclin-dependent protein serine/threonine kinase activity
Cellular component (GO): nucleus
Molecular function (GO): cyclin-dependent protein serine/threonine kinase inhibitor activity
Source: RefSeq, a predicted model, not a curated record